AUACGUUAAUUAUUUCUACCGAUGAUUAUAAUCAUAAAAUGACUGUUAGAAGCAAACGACUAAACAAUAGUUGUUCAACAUAUGAGUCGGGAUGUCAUACAAGCGGUUCGGAUAGUUAUGAGAAGUCAUUGUUUAAUUGGGAUCUCAUCUCCUAUGAAGAUCUGCCCGAUUGGAUGAAAGACAAUGAAUUUAUCCGAUUCUACUAUAGGCCACAAUUAAAAUCUUAUGAACUAUGUUUGUGGUCAAUGUUUCGCGUCCACAAUCAGACCACUAAUAUCUGGUCACAUCUAUUGGCGGCCAUAAUAUUUAAUUAUAUAUUUAUGAAUCAAUUUCCCGAAUUUUUGAUCACUAGAGCGGAUCGAAUAAUAUUUUCAUCGGUAUAUUUGGGAUCAAUUUUAUCGUUUUACGGUUCAAUAACUUUCCACACUUUUCUGUGUCAUUCAAAAAGGAUGGCAUCAUUGGUGGCUAAACUCGAUUACAUUGGCAUUUCUGUACACAUUUACGGUAAUGCAAUCGGUUUGUCAUACUUUACCUUUUACUGUGACGACCAAUGGUUUAAAUGGAUCAUCAAUUUUGUGACCAUCUUUUUCAUAGUGUGUUUCAUCUUAAAUAAUAUGUCAAUAUUUGACAAAAACACACCGUUUUCUCGUACAUUCAGAGCCAUUAUCUUCUUCUCAUUUGGCUUUACAUCAGUUAUACCGCAAAUCUAUUGGUUUACAUCCGAUAAAUUGAAUUCAAUUGAUACUUCAUUGGCCACAAAUAAUUUAAUAUUAAUGGAUAUCUUUUACGUUUUGGGCACUAUUUUUUACACAACUCGUAUACCUGAGCGCUAUUUAAUAGGAGGGUGCGAUUUAUUUCACUCUCAUAUGUGGUUUCAUAUUUGCUCUUUUUUAGGAAGUUUUUUCUCUUAUAAAGCCAUCGAAGAGAUUGCUUAUCAAAGAUCACUAUCACAUUGUCUGUGA
This is a messenger RNA of Oppia nitens, 962 nucleotides long. RefSeq names its product progestin and adipoQ receptor-like protein 1. Bases 39 to 962 code for a protein of 307 amino acids. The record is from RefSeq and is a predicted model, not a curated record. Gene Ontology annotation, cellular component: membrane. The transcript has a single exon. NCBI's taxonomy places the organism in Eukaryota, Metazoa, Arthropoda, Arachnida, Sarcoptiformes, Oppiidae. Gene Ontology annotation, molecular function: signaling receptor activity.